Molecule: messenger RNA, 1056 nt
Organism: Leptidea sinapis
Lineage: Eukaryota; Metazoa; Arthropoda; Insecta; Lepidoptera; Pieridae
Product: probable dimethyladenosine transferase
Exons: 5
Coding region: 134-1054 (306 amino acids)
Biological process (GO): rRNA methylation
Cellular component (GO): mitochondrial matrix
Molecular function (GO): rRNA (adenine-N6,N6-)-dimethyltransferase activity
Source: RefSeq, a predicted model, not a curated record
CCCUUUGCCUGUCCAGAUGGACGAACAGAACCAAAAAAAAUAUAUCUUUGAUUACUAUAAGAAAAUAAAUACUAUAAUUUGAUCACUAAAAUUAGUAUUUUUUAAAUAGAUACUAAUAGAAUCAUAUUAAAAAAUGCCAAAAAUUAAAGCAGAGAAGAAAUCCCGCGUACAUAAUGAAAUAGCAAAGCAAGGCAUACAAUUUAACAAGGAUUUUGGUCAACACAUAUUAAAGAAUCCUUUAAUAAUAACUUCUAUGUUGGAUAAGGCAGGCUUAAGACCAACAGAUGUGGCCCUCGAAAUAGGUCCAGGUACAGGAAAUAUGACCAUAAAAAUGUUAGACAGAGUAAAAAAGGUCAUAGCUUGUGAAAUAGAUACAAGGUUAGUGGCUGAACUGCAAAAGAGAGUUCAGGGAACACCAUAUCAAGCUAAGUUACACAUAAUUGUUGGAGACGUAUUAAAGACGGAACUGCCAUUCUUUGAUAUUUGUGUAGCAAAUAUUCCAUAUCAAAUCAGUUCACCCUUAGUAUUUAAACUGCUACUUCAUAGACCUUUCUUUCGAUGUGCUGUUUUGAUGUUUCAAAAGGAAUUCGCUCAGAGACUUGUUGCAAAACCUGGCGACAAAUUAUACUGUAGAUUAUCAAUCAAUACACAGCUAUUGGCUAGAGUUGAUAUGUUAAUGAAGGUUGGCAAAAACAACUUUAGGCCACCACCUAAAGUAGAAUCUAGUGUUGUAAGAAUUGAGCCAAGAAAUCCUCCACCUCCUAUUAACUUUGUUGAAUGGGAUGGUCUUACAAGAAUAGCAUUUGUCAGAAAGAAUAAAACUCUAGCAGCAGCUUUUAAACACAGUACUACAAUGGCAGUUUUAGAUAAGAACUAUAGGGUACAUUGUUCAUUACAUAACAAGGAAAUACCAGAAGGAUUUGAUAUAAAGCAAAAAGUACAAGAAGUGCUUACCUCAGCUGAAGCAGAUCAAAUGCGUGCGAGAACAAUGGAUUGUGAUGAUUUUAUGAAAUUGUUACAUGCUUUUAAUUCAGAGGGAAUACAUUUUGCAUAGAC